AUGGUCGGAACGCUUCUCCUAGCCCUGUUCUGGUCGGCGGCCGUCGCGGAGACUCCCCAGCGGCUCUCGCCGGUGCAACAAACGAAUCGAGUGGCCGAAAGUCGUGACUACUAUCACUGGCGACAGGAGGUGAAGCGACAGCAGUACAAUUACCGACACGAACAAAACCAUCACGGUCGUCACGUGGGCGAACAGAGCCUACGAACUGAUAACAUUCGCUAUCUCACGAGCAACGAGUUGCCCAUCUCUGUGCAUCGAGACCGAUACCACGCUUGGGAGCGGUAUCGCGACCAGUGCCGGUGCAACGAAUUGGGAUCUCUGGGGAACCGGUGCGAUCCAGUCACCGGUCAGUGUCCUUGCAAGCCGCAUGUCGGAGGGACUUCAUGUGACAAAUGCAAUAGGGGGUAUUGGAACUUGGGAUCGCGGAACGGGUGCCAGAAGUGCGACUGCGACCCCCGGGGAACCGCAGGAGGCGCUUGCGACCCGGAAACCGGGCGCUGCAUCUGCAACGAGGGGGUCGGGGGAGAGCGGUGCGACGAAUGCCUCCCCGGAUACUUCGGCUUCUCGCCGCGAGGAUGUCGCAAGUGCGAGCCUUGUGAUGCGCCGGGGCAUUUCUGCGACCCCGACACCGGGAGGUGCGUCUGCCCUCCGUUCACGGAGGGACCUCAUUGUGAAAGAUGCGAGCCGGGGGCUUACAAUUACGACCCAGUCCGUGGCUGCGAGCCGUGUCGGUGCACUGGGGAAGGUGCGAUAAAGCAUCGAUGCAAUCCCCUGACGGGGCACUGCGAGUGCAUCCGAGGCUUCGCCGGGCCCAACUGCGAUCGCUGCGACGUGGGCUACUACAGCUACCCCGAUUGCUCGCACUGCGACUGCAAUCCACCCGGGACUCGGCCCGAGGCCUGCCUCGCGGACAACAUAUGCCAGUGCAACGAGAGAGGAGAGUGCCCUUGCAAAAAAAAUGUGGUCGGAAAGCAAUGCUGUGACUGUCGAGAGGGCAGUUUUGGGAUGGACAAGGACAAUCCAGACGGCUGCUCCGAAUGUCUCUGCUUCGGGAAGUCCAGCAGGUGCUCUCAAGCACCGUACACAUGGUCUCAGUAUGCAUACCCAAGGAUCCAAGAGGCAAUCUUGAACCGUGGAGAGGACGUACAGUUAAAUGCAACCAAUGGACUCCGUGUCAUCCCUAAUGAUGACGGUGACGUCCAGAUGAAAGUUUCCCACAUCUUCGAUACCCCCAUAUACUGGCAGCUGCCAGCACCUUACCUCAGAGACAAAGCAAGUUUCAACUUGCAUUUAAUCAUACAGUUGCAUGAAUCGGCGUGGAGGAGUCGAAACAAUCCUGGGGCACCUGUCACUCGGAAGAUGAUGAUGGUAGCCCUGCAAAAUUUGCAGCAUAUUCUCAUUCGUGGCACCACUGCCGCUGAUGUUUCCAGAGCCAGGCUGAGUGAUGUGAACCUGGAUGUCGCUGUUCCUGCAUUGGAUCCAUCCUUGAAAGAAGCAGUGGGAGUUGAACUUUGUGAGUGCCCUCCUGAGUAUAAUGGUACUUCAUGCCAAGAUCCUGCCAGAGGUUACUACAGAUGGAGAAAACCUAAAUACUUGGAGAGUCAAGAGAUUUUUGACCUUGUUGGGAUAUCUCGUAAGUGCGACUGCAAUGGCCAUGCAUUUGAGUGUGAUCCAGAGACUGGUGACUGCAUUAACUGUGGAGGGAAUACAGAAGGUUUACAUUGUGAUAAAUGUAAACCUGGAUACUAUGGAGAUCCAAGCAAAGGCCCUUGUAAGCCUUGUGCUUGCCCAUCUUUAGAAAGGAACUUUGCUGACACAUGUCGCUCCGACCCCUACGCUGGCUACGUUUGUAAUUGCAGAACAGGAUAUGCUGGUGAAAAGUGUGACAGGUGCGAUUAUGGAUUCUAUGGGGAUCCAUUGGGACCUGAUGGGAAAUGUCAUCCAUGCAAUUGCAAUCCAUAUGGGAGUGUGAGUCAACAGUGUGAUGUUCGUACUGGACAAUCUUGUGACAAUGAUUGUGAAGGAGUAUUGCUGAGGGAUCUAGAUCAGCUUGAAAUUCGUCUGCAGCAAGCCAACAUAACAGGGAUCAUUCCUGCCCCAUGGCGCCGCCUCAAUAAUAUCAAUAAUGAGACUAUCUACCUUAGAUACAGAUUGAACCUCAUGGGAGAACUGCAAGGAUUGCUCACUGGACAAAUUUUUCAGUCAGAGCUUUUCCCUACUGCUGAUGGCCUUAUGCAGAGGGCUGUGACAACUCUGCAAGAGGCUAAAAAUGCAAUUCAUGAAGGUGCUUCCACAGGAGAAGAUGCUCGAGUAGCACUCCUAGAAGUCAGGCGACUACAACAGUACAUACAUUCCAUUGUGGAAGGAUUGCAGAAUUAUGCCAUUGGACAGACACAAGACUCAUUCAGUCUGGAGAGAGCAUUGGCAGAGGCUGAGGCCAUUCUGAGAGAGCUGCAAGAUCGUAACUUUGGCCCUUGGUUUUCUGAAGCUGGCCGAGAACUGAGGACUACUCAGGAAUUCCUUACCUUCAUCAAGGAACUUUUCUUUGAUGUGGAUGCUAUCAGGAAGGCUCAAGAUGCUCUAGAUGACAUUAGUGCUAGGCUGAGAGACCUCAUGAAUUACUUGGAAAAAGUCAAGAAAGAGCUCCUCUCCGCUGAAACCAUGAACAGAGAACACCUAAAACUUUUGAAAAGCAUCCAGCAGAGCCUUAUUGACAUGAAUGGUCUCCAACUUCUUAUCACUGAAGUGAAUCAGAAUUCAACUGUCAUUCUAAGGCAGGCCACUAAACUUCUUGAUGAUGCAGAACUUCAGUACCAGGACCUUCAAGAGUUGUUUGAACAACUUUUGGAUGCAUAUGGUCGGUGUGAAAUUGAAGAAGCACUUUUGAGUCGUCUUCUCCCUGAGUAUGCAGAAAAAUAUGUCAGAAGAGCCAAGGAACAUGCUCAAUUACUCUGGCAACAAGCACAACACUUGAUGGAUCAGUUCACUGCAACUCAAGUAGUUGCACAAUAUGCUGUCCAAGCUGCUGAAGCAUACAAAAACAUUGUAAUGAGUCUAAAAGAGGCAAGAGAAGCUGCUGAAGAUGCCAAAAGAACUGCCCAGCAAGCAUAUGACAAAGCAUAUCCUGAUAAACAAGAAUCACCUGUGAGAGCUGCUGAAAGAUCAAGAGGUGAAUCUUCCUCCCUGCUGAGAAAAGCUCAAGACCUGAUUGCAAGGCUGGAGGCACUUAGGAAAGCAUUGCGAGAGGAAGAUGGGAGAAUAGAUUCAGUUGAGAAGACUCUGACACAAAUCAGAGUUCGGAUCCAACAGAUAUACAUUAAACUUCAAUCUCUAGAGGAUCUCAAAGAGAGAGGUCAAAAGGCACUGAAACUUGGCAAUGAUGCUCACUUCCUUGCAACAAAAGUGCUGGAUGAAGCCAUGAACAUCACCAUUUGGAUUGAGACUCACAUUCGGGUCAAAUUGGAGUCAUUACAGUCAACCCAACUUGCAAAUCUCAUCAGUAUUUCAAAGACAAUUGAGAAUAUUGAGAUGAAGAGAGAAGAAGGCACUCGGAAGUCAAAGCCCCUUUCUCAGCUUAAGAAGAAAAUCAUGAAACAGAGCGAGAAAGUCUCUGAUCUCAUCAAAAAACUUAAGCAGAAGAUUAAAAAAGCAAGACAAGUUGCAACUGAGAUCCCUGUGUCCAUUGAGCAUUCAAGGAGGAGUAGCACCUGCCAGAGGAUGUUCCUCAUACCAUCGUUGAAGAACUCCACUUCCACCUCCAUUGAGAUCUCGUUUGCUGCACAUAAAAUGGAGGACAGCCUACUUUUGUACAUUCCAGGAUUAAGUAAUGAAGAAUUUAUGGCACUUGAGAUGGUGGAUUGGCAAAUCCAUUUCCACUGGAACCUUGGAGGUGAGACAGGAACUAUCAGGCAUCCAACAAAUAUCACUGCUAAUCCUGACUACAGAAUUGGUGAAAAGGGAUGGUAUCACAUCUUAGCAGAAAGGAUUGGUAACAUAGGGAAGCUGACUGUUGAGUCAUCGAAAGAUACUAGAAGGAGGAGUGGUAUUCUGGAAGGAAGGUCAGGGGGAGAAGGAUAUACAGUAUUCAAUGUUCCAUUGAAUCCAGUCAUAUAUGUUGGAGGUAAACCAGGGACACCAAACUCAGCAAUUCGCUCCAAUAAGUUCUUUGGAUGCCUCCAUUCUCUCAUCAUCAACAAUGAAAAGAUUGGCCUCUGGAAUUUUUUUACAUCUAAGGAGACAAUUGAGGACAAUAGCCACCCAUAUCAAUGUAAUGCUUGUCUGGAAGGGCCUACUGGUGUAGCAGCUAGCAGCUACCACUUCAAUGGCGAAGCCUACUCUGAACUCAGCCCUGUCAGAAUUCAAAAACCUUACUUUGGAGUAGUCUUGGAUUUCCGUACUUUUGAAGCGGCAGCCCUCCUUUUUCUAAGUGUCAAUGAUGCAGCUGAUGAAUCUGUAAUGCUGGGACUCCAAGAAGGUAAAGUGGUAUUCCAAGUGACCCGCAACCACACAGUCUUGAAGAUCACCUCACAGUAUCAUUAUAAUAAUGGUGAAUGGGUCAAGGUGGAGGCAUUAAGUGAUGGAGAAAGAGGGAAAUUGAAAGUUGGAAUGGAAGACCUCACAAGGCAUAGUAGCCCUUCAAGUAGCAGGCCCCUUGAUUUUGAGAAUCACAUGUUGUACCUGGGAGGAGUGCCUCCUGACUUCCAGUUUCAAGAACUCUACCAGACUCUCAUGCUGAAAGGUCUUCGUGGUUGUCUGAAAGACAUAUCUGUGGCUGAUCUGAAGCAGAAUCCUCUGCAAGGGAAUUACUAUGGUAUCAAGAGGAAAUGCGAGCACCCAGUUGAAAAAGAAGUGAAGAUGGAUGGAAGGGGCCAUUUCAACAUGAUAGUGGAACCUCUCAAGAGUGAAGGAAGCUUUGGAUUUAUCUUCCAAACUGGGGCUCCUCAGAGUCUUCUUCUCUUCUCAGUUGAGGAUGCACCAAAGAGAGGCAGACAGUCAAGAGGCUACCAAUCCGUCUCCUUAGUUGAUGGAAAAUUGAAGGUCAAAAUGGAAUCAGGUGGAAGUGUUGCUCAGGUCUCUUCUGGACAGAUGUGCAAUGACAACAUGACUCAUUCAGUUUAUGUCAAGAGGAGGAGUAAAGAGGUUAAUGUGUACCUGGAUGAAAAGCUCAUAGGCAGAGACACUCUUGGCAAUGGAAAUGGGAUGUCCUCUUCCACUCUAUAUGUGGGGGGUGCCCCUCACAAUGUUGCUGUUGGCAGGGUUGAUGCAGGCAACAACUUUGUAGGUUGCAUCAGAGAUAUCCUCUUCAACCACCAGUUGGUGAACUUGGCCAAUGCUUCCUCCUCAGGGGAUGUGAAGUUUGGUCGCUGUGAACAAGAGAGCUUCACAGAUAUUCCUUGGGUUGCUCUAGGGGAUUCCUAUGUCAGCCAGCCAGAGGCCUUGCAGGCAUGUGCUCCCUCGUUGCGAUACACAGUUGAUGAAAAAGCCGUCAGUAUUGGAGACACACCAGACAGCCAGAUCAAGUUAUCACUUCAUAAAAAGGACCUACGGAAUGACUUCACCAUCUCCAUCUCUUUCCGAACCUAUCAACCUGAUGGCAUGAUUUUAUUUGCACAUAAAACACGGAAGGAGAAGUCAAAUGCCUUUGCUAUCUAUAUUGAAGACAAGAAGUUAAAGGCAAUAAUCCAUCACAAGAAGCUCUUUGAAGUCAGCUUGCCAGAGAAUGUCAAUGAUGGACAUUGGAAGGAGGUAGUUGUUUCCAAGGUUGGGUCCCAAAUGACAUUGAAACUGGGAAACAUAUCCAAAUCCAUCAAAGCUCCAAAGAAGAUCAAUUUGAGGCCAGUGCUUUAUGUUGGAAGACUUCCAUCUGAUGUAAAACAUAUUGAAAAGCGGGUGAGUCAAGAACCCUUCCGUGGUUGUCUCAGAAUGCUAUUGGUCAAGGGCAGAACUGUGGAUCUAGCAGGCUCUCAGAAUUCCAAGACCAGAGUUUGUUUCUCUCAUAUUGAGAGAGGGGCCUAUUUUCCUGGAGACUCUUAUGCAGUUGCUGGUGAGAAAUCGAUGAAAGACAACAUUGAUCUGAAGUUUGAGUUCAGGACUUCAGAGUUGAACUCUGAUUUAGUGACACUGGCUGUUAAUGAUGGGAGAGAAGGAUUUGCUCUGUACUUGUUCAAUGGCUCUAUGUACCUAUUGGUGAAGUUGCCUAAUGGAGAAAAAUUUCAUGUGAGACAAGUUCUCAGGACACCAUGGGACAUAUGUAAUAAUCGGUGGCAUCAAGUAGAGGCAAGAAUUCAACCAUUAGCAGUGAGACCCUCCAUUUGGCUGAAAGUUGAUGAUCUAGAACCUGCAAGUGCUGAUUCAGCCCAUUCUACCACUAUGCGUCAAGUACCACCUGCACCCAUCUACAUUGGAGGAGUUUCAGACAAUGCUCCUGGUGUGGGAGAAGCACAAGGCAAUUUCAAAGGUUGUAUGCGGAACAUUUUCAUCAAUGGUGAGAGCAAGCUGUGGCUAGGGAUGACAAAACUGCAUAAUAUUCUAUUGGACUCCUGUCCAAUACAGACAUAGAAAAAUUCCCAAGAGAUACGCUUACGUCUCAUGUGCAAUGAAGUGCCCUUCGGAGUUAUACUGGUUCAGGUUGCAGAGAUGAUGUAUGCACUGGAGUGGGAUUGAAGAGUAUUUUCUGCAUGUUCACUUCCCCAUGGAGAAGUUUCAUAAAGAUGAAAGACUCAUCAGAGGGUGACCUGGGACCACUACAGUGAUGGAUUGGGACAUCUCCAUCCAAGCAUGAUGAUUGGUCAGAUUUCCCCAUUUGUGUGUGCACUUGCAUCAGGAAGUGUCUGCUGACUGCUGCAUGCCUUAAUCUCCACUACUCAUGUGAUAGAACAGCAAAGCCUCUGAGUCACAAGAGGUUAUCACACUGCCUGAAGACUCGAUGUUUUAUGCCAGAAUGUUGUCGUGAUUUCUCAAUUGUCAGCAAUCGUUUAAUGUUAUCCUACUCAACAAAGUGACUCGAUGUCCACUGCAUUUGGAAAUGAUCCACACUCUGGUAUCAUGAUGUCCUUGAUUGUGGCAGCUAUGUAUUCCCUCAUGUGAUUAACAAUGUGCCUUUUACUGCAUAUUUUAUUCCUUCAUUUUUGUACAUAUUGGGUCACAUGAAGUUGAUUAUAGUAGGUAUGGUCUUGCCUGUCUAGCAUCAUGAACCUGAGAAGUAAUCCAUAGCUGUUUACUGGUCGAUUCUUCAUAGGCAGUUGUUACAGUAUGAGAAAUGAGAAAAUGUUUCCAUCCAUGAGAUCCUCAUCUAUAAUCCAAAUGCAUUCUCUUUCACAAAAUAUCCAGUUUACUUGUCAAGUUUUCCCUUUCAAAUGAUUUUUAUUCACUUGUCUUCAUAAAUGUUCUGUGGCAUUGAGAUGAAAAUGAAGUCUGGUGGAUGCCGCUUUAAUACAAAGCAGGCAGCUUCACAUAUGCGCCCAUGUUGGUUCCUGCAGCAUCCAAACCAAGCUUGUGUUGCUCAUACCAGCAUGUCCAGAUGUGUGCAGGGAAUUGUGUCACUUUUCGCUGCCCAAGUCGACAAUGCCCUUUCGAAAGCGUCAAGAUUCAAGACAGUUAUAGACAUCAAGUCUGAAAUGUCAUCUUCAGUAUGCAUAUCACUUCCACGCUUCAGGAAAAUCACAACACGAUAUUCCGUAUUAGAGGGAUAUAAUAUUCCCUUCCAAAAAAAAAAACUGAGUGCU
Molecule: messenger RNA, 7724 nt
Organism: Darwinula stevensoni
Lineage: Eukaryota; Metazoa; Arthropoda; Ostracoda; Podocopida; Darwinulidae
Source: the annotation of a GenBank genome assembly